This is a messenger RNA of Labeo rohita (rohu), 3291 nucleotides long. RefSeq names its product fibulin-7. The transcript is spliced from 8 exons. The coding region runs from base 113 to 1462 and encodes 449 amino acids. The record is from RefSeq and is a predicted model, not a curated record. NCBI's taxonomy places the organism in Eukaryota, Metazoa, Chordata, Actinopteri, Cypriniformes, Cyprinidae. Gene Ontology annotation, molecular function: calcium ion binding.
UGCUGAGCAAGUAACAUAUAUGGAGCUUAACAGAAACAGAGCCUUUUCUUGAAAGAAUUCACAACACAAAGACAUUAAAUUACCAUAAUCACUGUAUCCACUCAACGAUUUAAUGAAGAUGAUGAACCGAAGAUAUGCUGUACUGCUUUCAGUAUUCAUCUGUCAAGUUUAUACCAUGCUGGCUCAGGACUGUCCCAGUAAGCAAGAUCUACAGAACUCAAUUCAGCAGGCUCACAAACUACUUUCAGCACAGGAAGCUUCGUAUCUGCAGAGUCUUCGUACUUUGAAGAAGAAACUGAACCUACUGCAUCACAGUGUUGCACGCCUGCCUGCUAAAGCAAAGAAUUUCACUUGUCCUAACCUGGAUGCUCCUGUCAAUGGAAAAAAGCUGGGCAAGAUUCUGUUUCCUGGCCAUGAAGUUCAUUUCCUGUGCGAUGUGGGCUUUGAGCUGGUGGGUUCAGAGACGCGGCAGUGUAAAGAUUCGCUCAGCUGGAGCGGUCAGCAGCCUGUCUGCAAAGAUAUUGAUGAAUGUCUUUCAUCACCUUGUGCCAACGGAGGAACGUGUACAGACAAGGUCAAUGGAUUUAGCUGUGUCUGUGCUAAGGGCUGGGCUGGACCGAUCUGCCAGUCUCCAACUCCAACAUUUUUUGUCACUAUGGCGAACACAUCUCCUGUCAGCGCUGGAGCGGCAGCCACAUCCUCUUUCCCUCUGACACACACGUCUGCGCUCACCCGUUCGUCCAGAUGCAGUCAAGUUCAGGGAACAACCCACUGCACCUGUGAGCCUGGAUUCACCAUUUCUGCCCAUGACAACAGCGUCUGCACAGACAUUGAUGAGUGUAAACUGUUCCACAAUGGGCAGGCCGGACGUCUGUGUUUGCACACGUGUGUUAACACUGCUGGUGGAUACCGAUGCACCUGUCCUGCUGGUUACAACAUGACCCGUGACGGCCGGAACUGCAAAGAUAUUGAUGAAUGCAGCACCAGGCAAAACAACUGCACGCGCGAGCAGCUCUGCAUCAACACCUAUGGAGGCUUUCAGUGCGCUAAAGUGGAGUGUCCACAGAUACGUAACGCCACCUAUGUCAAAACAUCUCCAUUGCGCUGUGAGAGGAACCCGUGUCCAGUGGACAGCAGGACCUGUUUUCAGGCACCAAACUCUGUGUCCUUCCACUACAUGUCUGUGGUGUCCAACCUCUCUGCUCCACGGGUCAUGUUCCGCGUGUCGGCCAUCAGAAUGAUAGGAGACACGCUGCGGUUCGCAUUACUGGGCGGCCGCGCCAGGCGUCAUUUUGCCGUGCAACGCUCUGAUCGUCAGACGGGGGAACUGCUGCUGACGAGUCCUGUACAGGGUCCCACAACGCUGGACGCAGAGGUGGAGAUGAGUGAACUGGAAAGGAGAGAACUGCUAGGGCGUUACAUCACCAAAAUUACCAUUUUCGUCUCACCAUAUGAGUUUUAGAGUUAAGCUACUUGCAUUUAGAAGAAAUCUGACUACUUAGUUUGUGUAUUAUUCUUACACAUAUUUUGAAACACAGACUGAAACAGAGUAGGGGAGACAGGGGGCAAUUGUAACCAGUGUUUGGGAAAGUUACUUUUAAAAGUAAUGCAUUACAAUUGUUUUAAAUCUGGGCAGGGUUUGCUUGUUCGUUUAUAAUAUAAAAAUUUAUAAUUUUGGCAAACGUAAAAACCCUUUCACACAAAAAGUGAAAUGAAUCCUGAUUCUGAGGUAUGAAACUAACUUUUUGGAUGUACAUUUUUCUUCUGCAGUUUAUAUGACUGUGAAUUUAAACUUACAUAGAUUUUAUCUCUAGGAUAUUGAUAAAAGUUACCAUGAACAGUUGUGUUACAAUUGCCCCCAAGCCACAUGGCCCAGUGUAAGUACCUUGUUUGUCUGUGUUGGCAUUCUUUUCUGUUGGAAAAUGAAGAUAUUUAAAACUAUAUUUAAAAUGAUUAGUGUUACAUAUUAAAGGGGUCAUAUGAUGUUGCUAAAAAGAACAUUAUUUUGUGUAUUUGGUGUAAUGAAAUGUGUUAACGCAGUUUGAGGUUCAAAAAACACAUUAUUUUUUACAUACCGUACAUUAUUGUUGCUCCUCUCUGUCCCGUUUUUCUAAAAGGUGUCGAUUUUUACAAAGCUCAUCGUACUGAAAAACACGGUGUGCUCUGAUUAGCCAGCUAUUCAGUGCAUUGUGAGCACAGCAUCUCAAGUCGUAACACAAGUCGUAGCUCUCAGAAGACUCCCAGUUCAUAAAUUGUAAUUAAAAGUUCUACAAGGACGUGAACGCUUUUUACAGGUUGGAAUCUCGGGAAUUCCGACAUAGCAUGAAUGCACCUUUGUGCAUAUCUUCCCUUCCCACAACGUGACGUAGACAUGUGGGGGCGUGUUUGAAUGAACCAUUUUAGGAAGGCAUGGCUGAGUCUUAAGAAUAUCUCUUUUGGAUUGAGACUUUAAUCUUUGCAACUUUACAGAUCUUAUAUAUGCACAAACAGCUUGUAACACUCCAAAGACAAAGGAAAACAUGAAAUGGCAUCAUAUGACCCCUUUAAAGAACGUGUUGCUUUUAAAACAUUUUAAAAAUACAAUGAAUAUUAUCUCCACACUUUUGCUCUUUAAAAGCAUAUGAUGUCUUACAUCUAAAAUAAUUUGAAUCAUAUAAUAAAAGUUUUAAGUAACAUUAUUAAACACUACAGCAGUAAAGUGAUUACUUUGAGGUUGGCUUUUAUUUGAGAUACAGUGGGUUAUUAUGACUUAUUUUUCAGUGUUACAAUCGCCCCCACCAAGGGGGCAGUUGUAACACUCUAACUUCUUGCAUUUAAUUUAAUAUUAUAGUCUUGUCCUUAUUAGUGAAAAUAUAUCAAUUGUAUUAUUAAUUAGUGCACCUAUAGUUCUUUCUUAUAUCAGAAGAUGACUGGUGUAUUUUAAGUAGUCUGUGAGUUAUAAAGGAAAAUGUAAAAAAUGUUACAGUUGCCCCCUACAUGAGUAGUUUUAUAGCAUUUUGUAAUCAGCUCCACUCUGGGUUUCUCUUACUCUGAAAAACUGCUUGACCAAUCAAAUUGGAAGAUCAGAACCAGCAACAAUAACUGGUACAGUCGUAACUAUUACGUUGCUUAAAGCCAAAUGUGUGUAUGUAGUUAGACAUGUUUGUCAUAAUGAAUAUAGUUGUCAUACAACAUGAUUAAUAUAAGAGGGACCAUAAUCAUCUGUAAUCUAUUUAUUUUAAGCUUUGACCUAUGAAUAAGAUGUACUUUUUCUUUCUAAUAUAUGCUUUUUUUGUCGUUUUAAUGUUCGUG